Messenger RNA from Paramacrobiotus metropolitanus, 1434 nucleotides. RefSeq lists its product as uncharacterized. Bases 271 to 1200 code for a protein of 309 amino acids. The record is from RefSeq and is a predicted model, not a curated record. The transcript is spliced from 7 exons. Lineage: Eukaryota; Metazoa; Tardigrada; Eutardigrada; Parachela; Macrobiotidae.
GAAGUUGCUGUCGCUCGCCGUUUUUCGAAACCUGGUACUUACUUCUGUGCACCCUUUAAAGCGCACAUUACGUGUUGUUAUCAGUUCCGCAUAGCGAACAAAUAAAUCCAGUGGUCACUUUGUUAGCCGUCAGUAAUAAUAGUAAAUUAUUUAUAAAUUGUUGACAAUUGCACAUGGUUGUACUUACUUUUUGACUGCAGUGCGUGACUUGAACUUGUAAAACAUAAUAGUCGAAAUUCCAAACUUCAAGAUACCGUUGUUGGCCUCGCCAUGGAUACCCUUAUGGAUCCUAGUAUAUCGGCAGCACAAGAGCUUUCUAGUUCUCACAGCGGUCAGGAUGCAGCCGAACUUUUGGCGGAAGUCACCGAAAGCCAGUUCACUACGGCACCGAUUUGUCUGGUACUAUCCGAUGAUGUGCAGAGGACAUUCCAGAAUGGCGAUCCUUUAAUUGUCGGAACAUCGAUGGAAGACAUACAAACAUUUUUCCAGAAAGUAAUUUCCGAAGCACAAGUGGGAAUGGAACAGAGCGGUCACAGAGGAAUGGGCGGCGAUGGCAGCCGAUCGCGCACAGCGCGGACCAUUGAUCCAAACGAUUACUCCAUCAAGGCCGAACGGUAUCCGGUGCCGUACCAGUCUAUGGCACGAGCACCGAAAUCCAAAAAGAAACAGCCGGCGACGGCAGAUGACGAAGAGGAUGUAGAGCGGAGCGAAAUUCCACUGGAUGCUAUCCGAUUGUACUUACAAGAGAAAAAAUAUUUUCCUGGAUGGAGUGCCAAUUCUAAAAGGAAUUUACGCAAACGGUGCGAAGAUUUUGCGUUAGAAAACGGGAAGCUAAUGUACCGCACGAAAAAAGGAAAUUUCGUGCACUGUAUCGAAGAUCGGGCGGAAAGAAUGCAAUUAUUGUGGCAGCAACAUUCCAUCGACCAUCGUCGUCGAGAUCGCCUGUUUCACGCCUUAAAAGAUAAAUACUACUGGAAGGGAAUGCUUUCGGAUAUCAACACGAUGCUUGCUUCCUGUGAGCACUGUGCACGUGUGAGACUGGAGAAAGAGCAGCUGGACCUGAAGCAUAAGGCCGAAAUGGCGAAUAUUCCCGAAAAACCUUUACCGCUAAUACCGUUACCGAAACGAACUUCUAAAAUUAUGCUUGAAUCCAAACUAUUUGCCAAAGUUGAAGAUGAGCCGAGCAUCUUGCCGGAAUGAUGUAGACGACAGAAUCUUUCGGUGCUUUCAUGAUACGCAGUACUGUUGGUCUGUGUGCCGUUGUUGAAUGGUACGUCGCAUUAAUUUGUAUGUGCAUUGUUACUGUCAUCUUGUUUCCUGGUACAGUUGCGGCUGUCGAGGAAGGUGUAGUGUGUAUUAACACUGUGUAUUACUUAUUUCUUAAUUUCUAGCUUAAAUCAAACGGAAAUAAAUUUUUAUAUUUGGUGGUGACAU